This is a messenger RNA of Raphanus sativus (radish), 1489 nucleotides long. RefSeq names its product UPF0725 protein At1g02770-like. Bases 436 to 1368 code for a protein of 310 amino acids. The transcript is spliced from 6 exons. NCBI's taxonomy places the organism in Eukaryota, Viridiplantae, Streptophyta, Magnoliopsida, Brassicales, Brassicaceae. The record is from RefSeq and is a predicted model, not a curated record.
AUCAUAGGAAACAGCCUCGCGAAGAUUCUCCCUCUCUCCGACACACCAGGCGGUCCAUGGAAAGUCUACGGCGUCGCUCCAAGACCUCGUCCCACCUGGAAAGCCGAUCAUCCCGUUAGUUACAUCCAGUGCGACGUCUCAAACGCCGAAGAAACACGAUCAAAGCUUUCUCCCUUAACAGACGUCUUCUACCGAGCGCGAAGAAUCUCCGACACGUCUGUCUCCAGACAGGGACCGAGGAGAUCUCUUGAUGAUCCUCCUUUCACGGAGGAUAUGAUGAUUCUAUAAUGGGCUACAACUAUUAAGCCCAUAGAAUCAAAUAAGUAAAUGUAGCAAAUAAGAGAGGUUUGGACAUGGAAAAAGGAAGAAAUAAAUAAAAUCAGGCCAUAAAAUAAAUUAGGGUUUGUUUAUUGGAAAGUGAUUUUGGGGGAGAGAAUGGGGAGAAAGACGAAGAAGUGUAAGCAAGAACUGUUGGUUGUUGACAGUGAGUAUCGUGCGCCGAAGAGACGUUCAUAUGGGCUCUGGGCGAAGAAGAUAAAGUCUCUUCGUAAGUCUGAGGAGGAGAUUAUCCGAAAAAGAAAAGAGGCUCUUCAUAAGGAGACGGCUGAGCUUUGGCGCAAAGUGUGGGAAACAGAUGGGUUCGAUAUGGGUAGACUGUGGGAUCAUCGUUAUUGGGGAAUGCAUGCUUUCGAAGGAGGGAGAGAUUGUCCCAUUGUAGUGCAGCUUUAUGCAAAGGUCGGCCUUCACCGCUACAAUAUUUUAGAGGGGACAAAUCUGCAGCUUCACGAAAUAGAGAAAUACAAUAGAGAGGGUAUUUUCAUGCCUGCCUGUUAUUAUAUAACUUUGCAUGCAGAGGAUCAAGCUACACCGUCCCUUGUUACUUUCCAGACUAUUAUUUCCGAAAGAAAGGGCUACACUCUGAAUCUCAUUUGCACAGUCGCCAGACUUAAAGGGACUAAGUCUAAGGGAGAUACGGAUCAGUUCGACGAUGAUAGGGACUUGCCUGAGUGGCCUUCUUCAUUUGGUGAUAAAAGUCGAUUUUUAUAUGAGUUGAUGGAAUCUGAGUGGGAAGAAAACGACUGGAUUCGUCUUUACUUGGAAGUUGCAGUCGUUACCACGAAUAGGCGAAAUCACAAUCCCAACCUGUCCGGUUUGAAGAUUUUGAACGUGGUGGUAGAAACUGGCGAAAAUCUGCCCAAAGAGAAUGUACUCGAGUGUUUUACAAGUGUCGUAGUCUACAUAAGUUAUGAUCAGGACUUGGGAGGUGAUAAUGGGAUAUGCAAACGCAGAGCCAUCGUUCGAAGAUCUGUGGAUUUUAUAUCUAAACGCUUUUCCCUCGUUGGCAAGACUCUACCGCUGCUUCCCUAAGUUUACAACAUGCUAGCUAUUAUUUGUUAUGUCUUUUUUUCUUCUAAAAAGUGCUCAAACAGGAUUCUGGGCGAUUGAUUUACUUUAUUUGAGUGAAAUUUAAACUUGGUUAACUGUUGCU